UCCGUCGCCGGCUCGCUCCCUCCCCCCGGCCGGCUCGGCGCUGACUCCGCCGCACGCUGCAGCCGCGGCUGGAAGAUGGCGGGGAACGACUGCGGCGCGCUGCUGGACGAAGAGCUCUCCUCCUUCUUCCUCAACUAUCUCGCCGACACGCAGGGUGUGGGGUCCGAGGAGGAGCAACUCUGCGCCGACUUUCCAGAGCUUGACCUCUCCCAGCUGGAUGUCAGCGACUUCGACUCAGCCACCUGCUUCGAGGAGCUGCAGUGGUGCCCCGAGAGCUCCGACACUGAGCCCAGCCACUACAGCCCCGACGACUCGGAGCUUUUCCAGAUAAUCGACAGUGAGAAUGAGGCCCUCCUGGCAGCGCUCACCAAGACCCUGGAUGACAUCCCUGAAGAUGAUGUGGGUCUGGCUGCCUUCCCAGCCCUGGACGGUGGAGACACACCAUCCUGCACUUCAGUUUCUCCUGCCCCCUCGUCUACGCCCCCCAGCCCCUCCCUGGAGAGCCCCCCUGCCAGGGCCCCUGAGGUGGAUGAGCUCUCGCUGCUGCAGAAGCUCCUGCUUGCCACGUCCUACCCAGCGUCCGGCUCCGACUCCCAGAAGGAAGGGGCCGCCUGGCGCCGGGCCGGCCUGAGGUCCAAGAGUCAGCGGCCUUGUGUCAAGGUGGACAGCACCCAAGAAAAGAAGGGCCCCACGGCGCAGCCUCAGAGCCGGAGUUGUUCGGAACUGCAUAAGCACCUCACCUCGGUGCCAUCCUGCCUCCAGGCGAAAGCCCACUCCCCAGAGAGGGGCCUGCAGCCACCAGCCCCCCUGCCUCCCCGGCUCCCCGCCAAGGAGGAUGAGGAGCCGGGCAAGGACUGCCCGAGCCCCCAGCCCGCGCCAGCCUCUCCCUGGGACUCCCCGGCGCAGGGCAGGGCGGGCCCCGGCGCCCAGGUUUCCCCGGAGGACAUGCAGGCCGUGCUGCAGCUUAUUCGCUACAUGCACCCCUACUGCCUCCCCCAGAGGAAGCUGCCCACACAGGCCUCAGAGCCCGCCCCUCCGCCCUGCGCCAACCCCUCCAGGCAGGUCAGACCCUGGGCCCGGUCCCCGCACCCUUCCAAAGCCACGUGGGCUGAGUUUUCCAUCCUGAGGGAACUUCUGGCGCAAGAUGUCCUCUGUGAUGUCAGCAAACCCUACCGCCUGGCCACGCCUGUCUACGCCUCCCUCAGGCCCCAGCACAGGCCCAAAGACGGUCAGGCCUCCCCUGGCCGCCCGUGUCCCGUGGAGGAGGUGAGGGUCGCGGCUUCACCCAAGAGCACCGGGCCCGGUCGCAGCCUGCGCCCACUGCGGCUGGAGGUGAAAGGUCAUGUCAGCCGGUUGGCUAGGCUGCAGCAGGAGGAGGAAGAGGAAGAGGAGGAGGAGGAGGAAGAGAAAGAAGAGGAGGAGGAGGAGGAAGAAUGGGGCUGGAAAAGGCCGGGCAGAGGCCUGCCGUGGACCAAGCUGGGGAGGAAGCUGGAGAGCUCGGUGUGCCCCGUGCGGCGUUCCAGGAGACUGAACCCGGAGCUGGGCCCCUGGCUGACGUUCACCGAUGAGUCGCUGGGCCCCUCAGAGCCCCAAGGAGGAGGAGCUCUGCCCUCGCUGAGCCUGGCUCCCGAGGCCUAUGACACGGAGGGGGAGCAGGGCAGCCCCACGGACGAGGAUAGUGGCCAAGCCCAGCAGCAACCCCGGGGACCCCAGAUCCCGGCUCUGGAGAGCCCCUGUGAGAGUGGGUGUGGGGACACGGAUGAGGACCCCAGCUGCCCGCGGCUCCCUUCCAGAGACUCUUCCAGGUGCCUCAUGCUGAGCUUGUCAGAAAGUGACCCUCCUUUUGGCAAGAAGAGUUUUGAGCAGACCUUGACAGUGGAACUCUGUGGCACGGCAGGACUCACCCCACCCACCACCCCUCCGUACAAGCCCACAGAGGAGGACCCCUUCAAGCCGGACAUCAAGCACAGCCCAGGCCAAGACAUAGCUCCCCGGCUCCCCACCCCGGAGGGCCUCCAGCUCAGGGCGGCCACAAGGGCGGCCCACAAGCUGCCGAAGCAGCACCCGGAGCGGAGCGAGCUCCUGUCCCACCUGCGGCAUGCCACCGCCCAGCCCGCCUCCCAGGCCGGCCAGAAGCGCCCCUUCUCCUGUUCCUUUGGAGACCAUGACUACUGCCAGGUGCUCAAGCCCGAGGGUGCCCUGCAGAGGAAGGUGCUGAGGUCCUGGGAGCCAUCUGGGGUCCACCUUGAGGACCGGCCCCAGCAGGGUGCCCUGCAGGCCGAGGCGCAGGCCUCGGGCUGGGAGGAGCACGGAAGCGGUGACGCAGGCGCACCCCCCAAGGACAGUCUGCUGCUGAGAGACCACGAGAUCCGCGCCAGCCUCACCAAGCACUUUGGGCUCCUGGAGACCGCCCUGGAGGACGAAGACCUGGCCUUGUGCAAGAGCCCCGAAUACGACACUGUUUUUGAGGACAGCAGCAGCAGCAGUGGCGAGAGCAGCUUCCUCCUGGAGGAGGAGGAGGAGGAGGAGGAGGACAAUGACGACGACUCCGGGGUCAGCCCCCCUCGCUCUGACUACUGCCCCUACCAGAGCCCACCGAGCAAGGCCAGCCGGCAGCUCUGUUCCCGCAGCCGCUCCAGCUCUGGCUCCUCCUGCCGCUCCCGGUCACCAGCCAUGCGCAGGACCUUCAGAUGUGAGAGCAGAGGGCCGUGUUCAGACGGAACGCCAAGCGUCCGGCAUGCCAGGAAGCGGCGGGAAAAGGCUAUUGGCGAAGGCCGGGUGGUGUAUGUUCGAAAUCUCUCCAGCGACAUGAGCUCCCACGAGCUGAAGAGGCGCUUCGAAGUGUUUGGUGAGAUUGUGGAGUGCCAGGUGCUGACGAGAAGCAAGAGAGGCGAGAAGUACGGCUUCAUCACCUACCGGUGUUCCGAGCACGCGGCCCUCUCCCUGAGGAACGGCGCCGCCCUGCGGAAGCACAAUGAGCCCUCGUUCCGGCUGAGCUGUGGGGGGCUCCGGGACUUCUGCUGGCCCAGGUACACUGACUACGAUUCCAAUUCCGAAGAGGCCCUUCGCGCGUCAGUGAAAAGCAAGUACGAAGCCAUGGAUUUUGACAGCUUACUGAGGGAGGCCCAGCAGUGCCUGCACUGAUCACAGCCUUAACCUUCGAGGAACACCUCAAUACCUCAGACAAGGCCCUUCCAAUAUGUUUACGCUUUCAGAGAAAAUAAGUAUAUGAGAAGGAGAGCGAGCGUGCGCAUGAGAGAGUACGAGAGAGAGAGAAAGAGAGAGAGAGAGAGAGACUUGAAACUGCUGUCCUUUUAAAAAAAAAAAUCAAUGUUUACAUUGAACAAAGCUGCUUCUGUCUGUGAGUUUCCAUGGUGUUGACGUUCCACUGCCACAUUAGUGUCCUCGCUUGCGACGGGUUGUCCCGGGUGCGUCUCCAAGUGCUGGGUCAGUCACCCACCUCCCCUUCCCACCCCCCCCCCCCCCACCGACUUCCCCUCGUAGACGUGCAGCCGUAUUCACCAUAGCAUCUCUUGUCUGUAGCGUGUGAUGACGAAAUUGUUACUUGUGAAUAGAAUCAGGAUUAUAAACUCAUUUUUAAUUGAAGAAAAAGUAUAUCCUUAAAAUAAUGUAUUUAUGGCUCAGAUGUCCUGUGCCUGGGGUUAUUGUAUCGCUUCCUUGAUUUUUUAACUAUGCACUGUCGUGAGGUGUUUGCCACUGAGCUGCGCUGCUCCCUCUGCCAGGAUGCCCCGCAGGUGCUGGGGGGCUAGGGAAGUGCGGCCUGUGGCCCCAAAGAGCGGUUUCUGGGCCGGACCUGCCCAGCCCUGCCCUGUCUCUCGUUGAGCGAGUUUGGGUCCGAUGGCAGUCAGAGCCCUCCUCCGGUGCCCAGCUCAGGCUCAGAGUGUCUGCCUGGCCAUGAGUCCUCAGAUCCUCAGGAGGAAGGCAGCUCCCCAAGAGGUGAAAUGACGUGCCCGAGGCCCCACGGGCAGAGCGGGGACCCAGCCCAGACUUCCUGCUUCCUGGUCCCAUGCUGCCACCGUAGCUGGGGUAAAGGUGCAAAGUUUCAGGGCUGCGAGAGGUGAGGUCAGCUAAAUUGGGCAACAAACUAGAAACCUCCAGGCUCAUCACGGGAGUUAUGUCAACAGCGGAUUCGGCAGCAUUGGGUGCGUUCAAGCUGUGGCGUGCGUUUUGAUCCAGGGGUCCUGCGGUUUGCCUGCUCCCGUGGGCAUGCAUCAGAGCUUCAGUGACACGCCCGGAGCGUCCAGGACAGGUAGUCUGGGAGCAGUCACCCUCUCUGGACCAGUCGCCGCCCCGUCUUACUCCCUCCAGCUGGUCGUUCCUUUCCCUCAGCUGUGAAGUUGUUUGGGUGGCAUGGGACAGGGAAGCAGGAAGAGGGUUGGGGACGGAUGAAACAACCUCCCAGCUCCUUUCCCACUUAGGAAACAUGCUGAUUGGGCUUUACUUUAAAUUUUGUGUUCUCGGGUGACGUCAGAGCCACGUCGGGUGGGGUGUUCCGCAGGUGCCUUGGGGGCAUUCGUGAGGGAGAGCAUGGCCGGGCAGGGGCUGAGCACGUGGCUGCUGCUUCAGAAAGAGCAGCUCCCACUGGAUCCCUUUCCGACACCAGUGUUCCUUGGUACAUUUUCACUUUGAAAAAGAAAAGAAAACAGGUCCUGCUGCUUCAACAAAGUUUGAAAUUGACUCAUUAAACUAAAUAAGCUAAGUUAGUCCAUUGCUAACGCCAGGCCUUGCAGAAUGGAUAGUUGGCGGUUGUUUUUUUAAGGUUUUCAAAUACCUUAGUAGGUGAGCUGAGCCAAUGAGCUUGUCCUGGGUGGUGAGCAGACGCCAGGCCCGCAGGGAAGGCUGGAGGAGGCAGGCUUUAGAAGGAAGAGGGAAUCUGAGCUCCUGCAUGAUGAGUCACUUGAUCUCUCUGGGCCCCAAUUUCCUUUUCUGUGGAAUAGACUGGGGAGGAAUUAGGCAAGGUGAUCUCCAAGGUCCCUGCCAGCUCGACAGUCUUAGCUUCUGCAGUGUCUAGCUCAAGAUGUGUGCCACUACAGCCACAUGCUUGGCCAGUGGCAGACAUAACUAAUUGACCACAGCACUGAAGUUCUUUGAACCUGAUUGUGCUAUGAGAAUCUUCCUCUCAGAGCUCUGGGCAGACAUUACUAACUGAUCAGAGUUUAACCUAUUUGACAUCUUGGUCUAAUCGUCUUAAAGGUUAUGGUGGCUGGGUUUCAUGCUGGCCCAUUCCUGUCAAUCAUGUCCUGACCUAUGAGAGGAAAUUUCCCUGAAGCCAUUACUUGGCACAGGACUCCCGAUAUUACUGUGACACAUAACUUGGGGGGGUGGGGGGUGGAGACUGGACAAGCCGGUGUGAACCUGUUUUGGGGAGGCAGGGCUUAUGAGGAUGGACCAAAUAAAGGGACUUCCCGCAGCACAGACCCGAACAUCCUAAAUUCCUUUUAUAGCUACUCACUGCCUAGCACACAGUAGGCACAGAAGAAAUGGCUAUGGAAUGGAAUUUAAAGCCGUCUGCUGCCUCCUGCGUCCUCUUUUGCACCAAGGAGGGCCUUGAGAUUUCACCCUGUGGUAGCCAGUAGGACUAGGCCAUCUCUAAGCCCUUCCGAUGGGCUUCUCCCGCCAUUGCACUAGGCCAGAGGUUCUAGCAUGGGCAGGUGGUACUUGAGGGUAAAGAAACGCAGAUUGAGUGAAGGACAAGCCUCUCCCCUCCGCCAGGCCAGCUGAUGCCGUCCUUUCACUUCAGAUGAACACGGGGCUCUUGAAGUGACUGAAACUUGGCCCUUGAGCAGAGCAGAGAUCUGAGCGUGGCAGGGGGGCGCGAUGUGCCUGAGGUCAGAGCUGGGGGCCGCUGAUGGGAGAGGAAGCCUGCCAAGGACACCCCGCAGUUUCUGCUCACCGUCCUCUCCAUAAAAGGCCACAGGUUCUAAAGCUGACGGGCCCUGCAGACCUCCUGUGUCCAGAAGACUCGUUUGGUGCUGCGCAUCACCAAGGAGACUCAAGGUCUCUUCAGAAGAACUAGUCCACCUCGGGCUCUUUCCCACCAACUUAAGGAGUCGCCCAGAGGGAGCAGCUGCCAUUGGCAACCAUCUCGUUGUAGCUCUGUCCUAGUGUUUGCUCUCGAUGAUGUUUACAUGUGAUUGCCAUACAGCUUCCUGUAGACUGUGUCAGUAGCCGCCCACGCCGGGCAGGUUGUACUGUCCAUCUCUGUGCCGUGCUGAUGUUUUCCAAAAAUAUCCGAUCCAACCGCUAAGUGGAAUUCUUCCAUCUCCUUCCUCAGUCGGUACAAGGCUGAAUCAGAGUCCUCGCUCUCGGGGGCUCUGGUUACCGAAGGAAAAUGCAUCAAAGAGGUAAAGAAUAUGAGUGGAUGGAGUGUAGCUAAGGCCCCCACCCCCUGGCCCCUUCACACCUUGUCCCCCUAAUCAGAAAACGGCUUGGAGUCUAAAAGCACCAUUUGGGUGUCUGCAUCUACCGUGAGAUCUGGCAGCGUUGCCUGUGGGACACGCUCAGGAGAGAGGCAGGGCUCCGGGGGCGGGAGGAGGAAGGGAGGAAUGCUCUGAGCUCAACGAUACAAUACCCACGUCCUGAUGUGGGAAGACAUGAUGCAAUAAGAAGCUUCCAUCGCCCACAGCCUAUGCGCCUAGAUCAGCGGUUCUCAACCUGUGGGUCGCAACCCUUUUGGGGGUCGAACGACCCUUUCACAGGGGUCACCUAAGACCGUCGGAAAACACAUAUAUAAUUACAUAUUGGUUUUGUGAUUAAUCACUAUGCUUUAAUUAUGUUCAAUUUAUAACAAUGAAAUUGGGGGUCACCACAACAUGAGGAACUGUAUUAAAGGGUCGCGGCAUUAGGAAGGUUGAGGACCACUGGCCUAGAUGUUCUGACAGCGAUUUCUUCUAGGCGUGUGCAAUGCUCGUGCCCAGGCCGCUGUGCAGGGGGGGCGUGGGGGGAGCAGGGAGGACACUGGCAGCAAGAUUCUUAUGCCUGGACAGGUCAGACCCCACCCUGGGCUCAGGCUCAGUUGAAAUCACAGCUGAGCCUGCAGCUCGAGAGAUGGGUCCUGCCCACUGUGAAGCAGAAGCCACCCCCAGAGGGUCUGUCGAUCUGACUCACUUCACGUCAAAACCGCGGUGGUUUUCUUAGCACUUGCGAUUUAGCGGUCACCUUCAGAUAUGAUCGAGGAAGGAAAUUGGAUGUACAGUCGCAAAUAACGUGAACCUGAUGGUUUCAUAGGCCAAAGAAGAGGGACCCCCUCGUCCCUUCCCGCUGGGGCGAAAGGAAACCGCUUAGUACUUCCGUGCAAUAUGUUCAAGCUGGUCCCAAGUCCCUGAGGCAUUUGCACACACAGAUGGGUUCCAGGGCUGUCUGCCAACGCCGGAGGCACAGGGUAAAGGGAGGGAGAGCUUGGGAGCAGGGAAACCCACUUGCACAGAGAUGCCCUUGGCCCAAAACAAGGCGGGGAGGAGAGCCCUUGGGAACCUGCUGCACGAUGCGCAGGCAGUAGGCAGGGGCUGACUUUGCAUUGACCCAAUAAAAGCACUUUGAGAAAACCACAGCACUUCAGCCUGGCUCCAUAUGUCUACACUGGCAAAUAUGGGUCGCCUCUGGCUGUGUGAGGUACCGGGGCAGGGCCUUGGGAAGGGGGCUGGUGUGAGGGAGGAGAGAGGGGAGGGAGAUACCUCUGAGACAUCAGCGGCAGGAGAGCCAAUCCUAGGGCUAGCCCUUUGCCGGCCUCUUUGCUGGAGGCCCUAGAAACGGGGAACCGUGAGUUUAGAUCUCAGUACCUUUUUGUUCUUUAAAUUAAAAACAGCCCAGCUGAUUGAAAUGGAUUUGAAGACCAAGUCAUUUAACUAUAAGCCAUCUCAGACUGAGAAAGUCGAUGUUUCUCCCCAGCUCUGUGAUCCUGGGCCUCUGUGAUCCUUAGUCCAACAUAGGAGAAUAUUGGAUGAGCGCUGAAGUUCAUCCAAUAAGCUCCAAGUCCCUUCUCUGGCUGUGCCCAGCUCAUGUUGAGGGUCACGUUCUCUGCCAGGGAACGGACCAGCAGCAGUUUCAAACACACACGGUCCUGGCAAACCUGCCUCAUCCCCGGAGGCCGGCUCCCCAGGACAGACCUAAGCCAUAGUUUCUGGUGGGGAGGGUGGGGAGUCACACCCCAGCGUGGCUAGGUGGCGAUGUUGAAUCUCACAUUAGCCUCGUCAUCAUCCCCACCAAGCAGCUCUUAACCUGAAUGUUCUGACCACUUGGCUGUUUCUCUCUUGCUCUCAGACAAUACUAGCAAUACACUUUUUUUUUUUUUUCCAAAACAGCUUAACGGAGGCAUUUUUCACACAUUUUUUUUCAAAUGAUUGUAAAACAUACGGGGCAACAGGAGGCCUCGAUCACACUGCGUAUGUUCCAGGCAGCUUUUGUUUCUUGUUUCCUUACUGGUAUUGCAGCGGUGGCUGGAGCUCCGUGAUUUGGAGGGGCAGAUUAUCAGAUAUUCUGCCUCAUCAGAACCCUUUGCACACCUGGAAGCAGCUCAGAGACCCAACGGCCCGAAUCGGGAGCUGGGAAAAAUCGUUUUGUAGGUGGUCAGCCCCGGGCUGGGCAGCCGCACCUCAGAGAGGUGUUUAUCUAGCCAGAAGUCCCUCUGUGCUGUAUUUUUCUUGUCAAAGGAUCCUUCCAGGAAGCCUCAUAAAACCUUUUCCACGUUGCUGGCCUUGCUCUGGGUGAUGUUUGAAGGGAUUGGUUCGCUUCCACUUAGCACUUUGCCUUAUCAACGUCUAGUCGCCAUCUAGUGGCCGAAGACUGUAUCCACCAGCUACCCAGAUGGAAGGCAAAUAAAUCCUUUCUGCCACUUUGCUGUCCAGCCCCCAACUUGGGAAUGACAUGUAAUGUCAUGAGUGAACUGUCUGUAAUAUUUAGAGCCCAGCGAACACUGCUCAGGAGACUUAAGCAACCACAGAGAUGCACGCAGACCGAGCAGCAUCCUAGCUCUCCUGUGGGCAGAGGAGGGGGCCCCUGUGUCCAGGUGCCCGGGAGGGGUGUGCUGGAACUGCACCAGUGGCCGCCCAGCUGCUGACCUUAAGUGAGCCCGCACUGUCCCCUCGGGACAAGCACCGAGAUUGGGUGUCAGGAUUCUGUGUGGGGGCUGCCAUGGCCUUUGAUAGGGUCCACCGAAUAGCCAAACAGUUUAUAUACUUUCGUCGUUAGUUUUUGUUUCUGUAUUUUGUAUUUAAAAGUCUUAAGUGUUUUUUGCGUUAGGAAUAAAAAGUCAUAAACUAUCCCCAGCUUAGUUUCCCGAGCGACGCUCCGAUUCCGAGGGAAACGGGUUGGAAAUCUAUCUCAAGGGGCGUGUGGUCAGGCAGGCCGGUGGGACAGGGAGGUGGACCACUUUGCUCUCCAGGUGGCUUCUGGGGGCAGUGACCAUCCAGAAGUCCGGCUCAGUGCAAUCUGCUCUGGAAAGUCACAGCCACCCCCUUCACCUCCUUGUGCCACGGUCUUAGCUUUGGCUUUGAGCAUCUGCUUCUUCCAGGGGCAGCUGCUAGUGUGGAAACCAACAUCCGAUCUCUCCCCCCAACCCCAGGUUUCUAGAGAGACAGUAUUUGUAGCUAGCCUUAAUCCACUGGGCAAGGUGGUCCCUAUGUUCCAAGCAUUUCCAAAUCUUGGACUCAAAUCCUUUUCUCUUGGUGUGAUUAUGCAGCCUGCCCUAGAGAAUUCUGAGCAAUAGGAAGCCAGGGCUUUCCCCGGCUCCGAGACAGGGUCAAACCAGGGAAUGGCUAACCUUGUGAGGUGUGGGUAUCCCCAGGGGUACUCCAUAGGGGGCAUUAUUUAUUAGGAAGCUCAACAAGGUAACUACAGCCUGGGGUGCGUGAGUGCAAGGCUGUGUGUGUGCGUGCGUGUGUGUGUGUCUGUGUGUGCGUGCACCCGCAUGCCUGUCUGUGUGUAUGUGUAUGUGUGGAAUUACAUUGAUGCAUUUCUUGAGAAAGGUGCAAGAAUUUCACCUACACAGAGGGACACAUCGCUUUGUUAUUUAUAAUAGUAAGCUAAAUUUUAAUUUUUUAAAGGACACUGCUAAUGAUUGGGAAUCUCGAGUUUUUAGUUUUGCUAUUUUUUUUUAAUUGGUAGAGGAUUUUUAUAUAUUUUUUUCCAUUUUGUUGGGUUGUGUCCUUAUUUAUAUAAAUACUUUAUCCGUAAGAGGCAAGGAAGAAGCCUUCUUUGCUUUUAAUUCUCGUGGUCGUCACCGUCCGUACUUUAUUUCUGGCGUGAUUCAUCCGUCUUACCUUCUAAAUGAGAAAAUGUUUUCCUGUCUUUGUACAUUGUCAGAUUCUAUAGUUUCAUAGAUAAUUUAACCAGAUUGCUCUAUGUAUUACUAUUCUGUGAGUAUAAAGUUCUAUUUUAACGUCUGUAAAUACUUCAGAACUGGCUUCUUUUCUGACUCCCACCGUGGAGUUAUUGUUUACAUCACAGAAACUGUAGAAUCUCUAUGCUCAUGUACUGUAAAUAGUGACGUGAUCUGCUUAUAAAUAAACUUAACAAAUACACUAUGGAGAUUAAAAAGGAAAUACCACCCACC
Messenger RNA from Myotis daubentonii (Daubenton's bat), 10570 nucleotides. It is a transcript of the gene PPARGC1B, whose product is annotated as PPARG coactivator 1 beta. The record is from RefSeq and is a predicted model, not a curated record. Gene Ontology annotation, molecular function: transcription factor binding; RNA binding. Gene Ontology annotation, biological process: positive regulation of transcription by RNA polymerase II. NCBI's taxonomy places the organism in Eukaryota, Metazoa, Chordata, Mammalia, Chiroptera, Vespertilionidae. Gene Ontology annotation, cellular component: nucleus.